Amphiprion ocellaris (clown anemonefish) is the source of this 3572-nucleotide messenger RNA. Its product is annotated as zinc finger protein 16-like. The record is from RefSeq and is a predicted model, not a curated record. Bases 275 to 1390 code for a protein of 371 amino acids. Gene Ontology annotation, molecular function: DNA-binding transcription factor activity, RNA polymerase II-specific; RNA polymerase II cis-regulatory region sequence-specific DNA binding. Gene Ontology annotation, biological process: regulation of transcription by RNA polymerase II. Lineage: Eukaryota; Metazoa; Chordata; Actinopteri; Pomacentridae. The transcript has 3 exons.
CUUCCGAGGUCGUGGAAUGUUUUGUUGCGUUCAGAGUUGUGCUUUGUAACGUUGUUUUUAUUUUUUAUAUAUAUAUAUAUAUUUUUUUUUUAUCAGUUACACUGCUUAGAGCACCAUAAAAGCACAUUAUUUUCCAGACACAGUGACCAUAUUGGCGGUUUGUUGGACCUCUGGGACGUUUAAAUGGAAAAUUAUAGCGUACGGAGUUAGCAGCUAAUGUAGCUAACGUUAGCUGUAUGUGUUGAAGAAGCUAACUUCACGACUAGCCUGCAGGAUGUCUAAACUUGAGCGUUUGAAUGCCCGUGUGGCCAAACUACUGACAGAAGCAGUGCAGGAGGUUCUGGAGGUGGUGAAGGAGACGGUGUCCGAGUACCAGGCCAAAACUGCCAGAACACAGAGAGAGAAUGAGAGUCUGAGGAGGAGACUGCAGGAGCUUCAGGACAGGAUACCCAAAGAAAGCACUCCUGUUCUACCUACAAGUGGGCCAUUACUUGAAGCUAAAGAAGACGCAGACAAUCACGAGCAGGAUUUGAGCCUCAGUCAGAGGCUUAAUUCAGAUGUCUCUGUAAUGCAGCAAAAUGUGGUAAACAGCCACAUAGUUGAUGUAAAGAAGGAAUCCAAGCAGCCGGACAGCCACAGUGAUACUCAAUCGCAAACUGACUGCAGAUUGGCACAAAAAUCCCCAGAACCUUGCACAGCACAGCCAGAUGUUAUCAAGGAUGCAGCGACUGGCCACACAUCACACAGUGCAAACAGGGACACCAGCUCAGUCUCAUCAAAUAACGUGUGCAGCUCUUACUCCAGCAGUCUGUUUGGGGUAAACUUGGCUGCCAUCAAAAGAGAAUCAGGACCAGCAGAUUGCACAACAUCAGAGCAACCAUCUGCUCCAGAACAAUACCCCGGAUGUGUGGAUUUAAGCUGCAGCUCUUCUCGUCACACCGCUGCAGAAACCCAGAGGCCACAAGUUAGUGCAGAAUCUUGCGGACUUGUUUUUGUCCAUUCAAAUCACACCACACAUAGAAGGUACGGAUUUACAAAAACCAGCAGGGCCGCUGGUGAUGGGAGACAAAUCAGGAUGGAACAUCUCAGGAGAGAUGAGCUACACCUGUGUGUUGUUUGUGGAAAAACAUUCAGCCGGGUUGGGAACUUAAGAAUCCACCAACGUUGUCACACAGGAGAGAAGCCAUAUGGCUGCGUGCAGUGUGGGAGGCGAUUCAGUCAGGCAGGAGACCUGAAAAAACACAAGAGGGUCCACACAGGGGAGAAACCGUACUACUGCAACCAAUGUGGAAAGAGCUUCAGUCGAGGGGAGAAUCUCAAAAGACACCAGAGGAUCCACAUCGGAGAAACUUUGCAGUUACGGCAAGCAUGGAGUGAGCAACAGUUCUGAUUAGUUCAUCACAUAAUGCGCAAAUUAAUAAAUCAGAGGUUACUUUUGUGGUGAAAAUGUGAAUGACAAUUUUUGAUCUGUGCCCUAAGUUUAAGAAACAGUUGCCAGUAUGUUACAGAGGAUGUAAAAAGGCUAGUCUCUAGUAGCUCAUUGGGAAUUCUCACAACAAUUUACUUGCUGCUGUAAUUCCUAGAGCUGUAUUCAACGAAGGAAAGUCGUUGUCAACAGAUCAUUUCUACUCCUAAAACAAUUGAUAGGAGGAAAAAAACGUUAUCUUGAGAAUAACUAAAUGCAUGCACUGAGUGCACAUUACCUGCUAACCUUAUUAGCCUAAAUUCAUUAUACAUAAGCAUAUGUGGUUAGUAUUUGCAGCAUAUUAAAUCAUUUUGACCUUAUUAUUUUAUACUGAGAUUAUAACAACAGAUUCAGCAGAAACCAUGACGCACCUGCCCCUAUUCAUGUGAUUUCUGAAAAUACAAAUAUAUCCCAGCACAAAAGCUGUCAGCGAAUAUAAAGCAGAUUAGUUAGCUCGUCAUUUUUAGAUGAAAUGCCAUAUUGGUUGUUGAGCUGUGAUAUAUAAAUUGCUGUCAGCAAAAUUUAAACUAGUCUUUUUGGGCAUUUCUGUAAACAUAAUGCAGCCGCAGCAGGACUUUUGUGACAUGGUGUCAGCUCUCCAUUACGUUAGGCCAGCUCAAAGUUGUGAAAACAUGGAGGUGUCCAGAGGUAGUCUGUUCCUCUCGCUGCCAAAAAAAAUGGUUUAAUCCUGGAGCACUUUUCUCCUUUUUAAAAGGAACACCGAUAAUUGUCUGACUGAUUAGAAUUUGGUCUGAUGAGAACAUAUAAGCCAAACAGUUGACCAGACCUGGAGACAGUCCUAAUAAUUGUGUUGUUUGUUUUUGUUUUGUUUUGUUUUUAAAGUUCCUCCAAACACAACGAACAGGGCUGCAGUAGCUGAUCCUUUACCAGAGAGGCUGAUGCUUUGCAGAUGGAGAUGCACUCAUACAGAGGCACACUGUCAGAAUGUAAAUUAGUUUCUUCGAAAUAUUUUUUUUUCUCAUGAGGACAGCUGUGGAAUUUAAAUGAAUAGACAGUUGAAUUUGCAAACGAGUUAGAAAUUUUAACAUGUAAAACAGUUUGGGGGUCAUUUCAAUUCAUUUGGUUGACAAGACUGUGUGGUGCAGACUAGGACACUUUGACGUUAACUCUGUUGCACCUGUUAAGAGUUUGAACAUCACACUUUCUGCCGUAUUUCUACAUUAUUGGUCUCUCUAAUGUUGAAUAUCUCAUGUAAUUCCAGGUUUAGCUGUGAGAGGAAACUUUUCGACAAUGGCAUUUGCUUUACAAAAGCUGUAUUUGGACAUGUCUGCUCGUAUUGAUUUUGGUCUAAACAGAUGUUACAUCUAAAAAGCAGGUUUAUUAGUUUUGGCUGACACUGUUAUAUAGUGUAACACAUGCAGAAUGGGCUUUCAUAUUAAGUAAAUGUCCAAGAUAAGGAUGGAAACUUUGUACAAACCUGAACAGCAUGAUUGUCAUUAAAACUGCCUGUUAUUCCAGACUGAUUUAUUGCUUGCUUGUUUGUUGAAUCUAUUUAUUGCAAUCUGAAAUAGAGCUGCUGAAGCAAUAAAUUAAUUUAUUACCACAACAAAUGGCUCAGUAAGUGACGUUUCAAGGAAACUGGUCUUAAGCAGGCUGGUUAACAUCAGUCACAGGCUGGUCUGAAGUCUGGUCUAGUUUAUUAUUAUUAUCUCCUUAUAUCUCCUGAGGAUGUGGUGAAUAUUUUACAUCAUGAGUUGUUUGGUUCAAGUAAUUUGCUAAUGGUUGAACGUGUGAGAUAUUAUCACAAGAUUUGACCCACCAGAUGGAAGCAAACACAAGUGAUUACAACGACUUCAACAGUAUUUAACUAAGACAUUGAUUCAAAUAGUUGCAUUUCAGAAACAGUAGCUCCAUGUACAAGAUACAGUUCAAAAGCCAGAUGAAGAGGGAAUAUAUAUUAUACACUACCUGAUGACACUGUGAUUACUUUGUGAAUCUUUUGUCAUAUUUAAUACCAUAGGUGUAUAUUUCAGGAGGAAUACACCACUUUAAUGUUUACAUCUGAAUUUAGUGUUUCCCUUAUAAUGGUCUACAAAUGGUCUACUUUUGUGACUUAGAUGAAAAAUUAAACAUCUAAUUUCUAUUA